Pteropus alecto (black flying fox) is the source of this 1720-nucleotide messenger RNA. RefSeq names its product SEC13 homolog, nuclear pore and COPII coat complex component (gene SEC13). Gene Ontology annotation, biological process: positive regulation of TOR signaling; protein import into nucleus; COPII-coated vesicle budding. Gene Ontology annotation, cellular component: nuclear pore outer ring; COPII vesicle coat. The coding region runs from base 146 to 1114 and encodes 322 amino acids. NCBI's taxonomy places the organism in Eukaryota, Metazoa, Chordata, Mammalia, Chiroptera, Pteropodidae. The transcript is spliced from 9 exons. Gene Ontology annotation, molecular function: protein binding; structural molecule activity. The record is from RefSeq and is a predicted model, not a curated record.
CCUUAAUGCGAGUACAGCACGUUGCUACCCGGAGGCUCCUGCGCUACAACCCGACGCGGCCGGCGCCGGAAGUGAGCUUCCGAGGCGCCUCCAAGAGCUGCCACGUCCGAGCCCGGGAGCUGUUGCCACCGUCGCCGCAGCAGCCAUGGUGUCAGUAAUUAACACUGUGGACACUUCUCAUGAGGACAUGAUUCACGAUGCCCAGAUGGACUACUAUGGCACCCGCCUGGCAACCUGCUCAUCAGACAGAUCUGUCAAAAUCUUCGAUGUGCGCAACAGCGGGCAGAUCCUCAUCGCAGACCUCAGAGGUCACGAGGGUCCUGUGUGGCAAGUGGCCUGGGCCCACCCCAUGUAUGGCAAUAUCCUGGCAUCCUGCUCCUAUGACCGGAAAGUCAUUAUCUGGAAAGAGGAAAACGGCACCUGGGAGAAGACACAUGAGCACACGGGACACGACUCCUCAGUAAACUCUGUGUGCUGGGCCCCCCAUGACUAUGGUCUGAUCCUGGCCUGUGGGAGCUCGGAUGGUGCCAUCUCCCUGCUGACCUACACUGGGGAGGGCCAGUGGGAAGUGAAGAAGAUCAACAAUGCUCACACUAUUGGCUGCAAUGCCGUCAGCUGGGCCCCUGCCGUUGUACCUGGAAGCCUCAUAGACCAGCCAUCAGGGCAGAAGCCCAACUACAUCAAGAAGUUUGCCUCUGGCGGCUGUGACAACCUCAUCAAGCUGUGGAAGGAGGAGGAAGAUGGUCAGUGGAAGGAGGAACAGAAGCUGGAAGCACACAGUGACUGGGUUCGAGAUGUGGCUUGGGCCCCUUCCAUUGGCCUACCCACCAGCACCAUCGCCAGCUGCUCCCAGGAUGGUCGUGUGUUCAUUUGGACCUGUGAUGAUGCCUCAAGCAACAUGUGGUCUCCCAAACUACUGCACAAGUUCAAUGAUGUUGUGUGGCAUGUGAGCUGGUCCAUCACAGCUAACAUCCUAGCUGUCUCAGGCGGAGAUAAUAAGGUUACCCUGUGGAAGGAGUCAGUCGACGGGCAGUGGGUGUGCAUCAGUGAUGUCAACAAGGGCCAGGGUUCCGUGUCCGCUUCAGUCACAGAGGGCCAGCAGAAUGAGCAGUGACAAGACAGGCGGGGCCCAGCUCCCCAUCUGCAGACUCCAGGACUGCCCCUUCCUGGGCCGACUGACCAAACAGCUGGUAGCAAGAGUCUUCAACGCCAAGAUAACUUUCCCAGGAGUAGUUAAAACUGCAACCAGAUUGAUCAUCUGCCUUGACAUGAUUUGAUAUGGUUUCAAAUUCACUGUCUGGCUGAAAGCACUCAAGGAAAAAAACUACAAAUGAUCUUCAAAUCUAUUAUUUUAAAAUAUUUUUGGCCAUUUUUAUGUACUUUUUGGGUUCAGGCAUUUUUGGGGGGUGUUGUUUCCAACAUAAUUAAACAUUGUUUAUAAUUCGCCCUAAUUAGCCUCCCUAAAAAAAUUCAUUUUGACUCUUGUUGGUCACUGUACUAGAACAUUAACCUGUUGGCCUGGCAAAACCCCACCUACAAAGCUGGUCUGUCAUUGUGUAAGCAUCCUUGUGAUAGUUUAUACAGAAGAUACUGUACAAAACACUGUAAAAGGAGUGUUAGACCUGGUCUUCAGUUACAGAGACUGUAACCUUGGCUCUGCUACUUAGCCUGAGAACACAUCCUCUUCUGUAGAAAUAAAGUCUGCGCUACAGAAUGGUCA